AUGUAUACUCUCCUAGUCGAAAUUGAAGUACCAUAUAGCCCGGAACCAUUCACUUCGUAUCAAAUUGUGGUCAUGGGAAAAGAAACGCAAGCGAUUGUAUCAUCAUCAUCACAAAGAAAGAGAAGAAUCAAGAAGCUAGUGAAUAUUGCAUCACCAUCGUCACUACCAGAAAAUGUCGUUGAGGAAAUCUUCUUAAAGCUUCCGGUAAAAUCCCUAAUGAGACUUAAAUCCCUCUCGAAGCAAUGGAGAUCAACGAUCGAGUCUCACUUUUUCUCACAUAUGCACUUGAAGAUCGCUCAGCGAUCACACGUAGAUCAUGCAAAAGUCAUGAUAAUCACUUGGAAUCCAGACAUAAAGAAUAUUAGUUUUAGGACCAUCUCUUUGGAAUCGGUUAGGUUCUUACCCUCUAAUCUUUUCACAUUCCCUCACGCAUUCCGAUUCCAUGAUGCGACAUACGCUUCUGAAAGCUGUGAUGGACUUUUCUGCGUGCAUUCCCCAAACACACAAGAGAUAUAUGUCGUUAAUCCGGCAACACGUUGGUUUCGACAACUUCCUCCGGCUAGGUUUCAGAUUUUAAUGGACAAGCUAAACCCCACUCUAGAUACUUUUGGAGACGUGCAAGUGCAAUCAAUCUCUCAUCUAGCAUUCGUGAAGGCCAAUGAUUACAAAUUAGUGUGGUUGUAUAAUUCCGACAUGUAUAACUCUGAUGCCUCAAGUCCGGAUGAGAGAGUUACCAAGUGCGAGGUUUUUGAUUUCAAGGCAAAUACUUGGAGAUACUUGACUUGCACUCCAAGUUAUCGGAUAUAUCAUGACCAAAAGCCAGUAUCUGUGAACGGGUCACUUUAUUGGUUUACAGAACCAUAUAAUACCGAAAUCAAAGUGAUAGCUCUUGAUAUUCGUACCGAAACAUUCCGGUUGCUGCCUAAGCCUAGCUUUAUUACUAGUUCAGAUCCUAGCUAUAUUGACAUGUACACUUUGGAUAAUAGUUUGUGCAUGUAUGAAACAGAAGGGAACAAAAAAAUCCAAGAGAUUUGGAAGUUGAAAUCAUCGGAAGACGUAUGGGAGAAGAUUUAUACCAUAAAUUUGCUUUCUUCUUAUUAUUCUCAUUUCGAUUUUCUCGACGGAUUUAGUUCAACCGAUGGAUUUAAUUGGCCCCAAAAGGAUUUGGUUAAGCCAUCCAUACCCGUGGCGAUAUACAAGAAAAAGAAGAUCCUGCUCUCACAUCCCUAUACCCGCAAUUUGGUAAAUCCCCAAACAGAACGUCUCUGCUCAUUUUUCAAACAUUUUUUGUGUAUUUUAGGAUCGGUUACUUAUUUUCCAAGUUUGAUCUCUCAUAUUUAA
Camelina sativa (false flax) is the source of this 1341-nucleotide messenger RNA. The record is from RefSeq and is a predicted model, not a curated record. NCBI's taxonomy places the organism in Eukaryota, Viridiplantae, Streptophyta, Magnoliopsida, Brassicales, Brassicaceae.